Drosophila elegans is the source of this 2588-nucleotide messenger RNA. RefSeq names its product gelsolin. Gene Ontology annotation, molecular function: actin filament binding; phosphatidylinositol-4,5-bisphosphate binding. Bases 250 to 2478 code for a protein of 742 amino acids. Gene Ontology annotation, biological process: actin polymerization or depolymerization; barbed-end actin filament capping; actin filament severing. NCBI's taxonomy places the organism in Eukaryota, Metazoa, Arthropoda, Insecta, Diptera, Drosophilidae. The record is from RefSeq and is a predicted model, not a curated record. The transcript has 7 exons. Gene Ontology annotation, cellular component: cytoplasm; actin cytoskeleton.
CAAGUGAACAGUUCGCUGUCUAGAAAGCUCCGCCAGAGUUAAAAUUUAAUAGAGUUAAUCAGAGCAAUAAUUAAACAAGAUCACUCACCGCAGUACCAGUACCAGUUUGAAGUAGACCUGCUCGUGUUGGUGGCACUCUCGUUCAGUCCCUGCUCCGCCGGCACCUUCAACGCCCGUCCCGCCUUCCCCGUGCAGAGCGGCCAGAUCCAGCCCAGCGGCCAGAACAACAAGCAGCCCGGCAGACGCGUCAUGAAUCCCGCCUUCGCCAACGCCGGUCGCACUCCCGGCCUGGAGAUCUGGCGCAUCGAGAACUUCGAACCCGUCGCCUACCCAAAAAAUAACUAUGGAAAAUUCUUCACUGGAGAUUCGUUUAUUGUUCUUAAUACAAUUGAAAACAAGAAGGACAAACAACUCUCCUGGGACGUGCACUUCUGGCUGGGUUCCGAGACCUCCACCGACGAGGCCGGAGCAGCGGCCAUCCUCACCGUCCAGUUGGACGACCUGCUGAACGGAGGCCCAGUCCAGCAUCGCGAGGUGCAGGACCACGAGUCGCAGCUCUUCCUCGGCUACUUCAAGAACGGCAUUCGCUACGAACAGGGCGGCGUGGGAACUGGUUUCAAGCAUGUGGAGACCAAUGCGCAGGGCGAGAAGCGUCUGUUCCAGGUGAAGGGCAAGCGGAACGUGCGCGUCCGCCAGGUGAACCUGUCCGUGUCGUCGAUGAACAAGGGCGAUUGCUUCAUUCUGGACGCGGGCAGCGACAUUUACGUUUACGUGGGCUCCCAGGCCAAGCGCGUGGAGAAGCUGAAGGCGAUCAGUGCGGCCAACCAGAUCAGGGACCAGGACCACAACGGCCGUGCCCGUGUCCAGAUCGUCGAUGACUUCAGCACCGACUCUGAUAAGCAGCAGUUCUUUGAUGUGCUGGGAUCCGGCUCCGCCGGUCAGGUGCCCGAGGAGUCGACCGCCGACGAGGACGGCGCGUUCGAGAGAACGGACGCCGCCGCCGUUUCGCUGUACAAGGUGAGCGAUGCCAGCGGCAAGCUGCAGGUGGACGCCGUGGCCCAGAAGCCACUCACCCAGGCCAUGCUGGACACGCGCGAGUGCUUCAUCCUGGACACCGGCUCCGGCAUCUUCGUGUGGGUCGGCAAGGGAGCCACGCAGAAGGAGAAGACGGACGCCAUGGCCAAGGCGCAGGAGUUCCUGCGCACCAAGAAGUACCCGGCCUGGACCCAGAUCCAUCGCAUUGUGGAGGGCGCCGAGUCAGCUCCGUUCAAGCAGUACUUUGCCACCUGGCGAGAUGCGGGCAUGGCGCACACCCGCCUCAUCCGAUCGGCCCUGGACAUUGGGUCCGAUGAGUCGCUGGACCUGGACGAGAUCGACGCUGUGGUCAGCCAGCUGAAGAAGAGCGGCGGUCGCGCCUUUGGCUUCAUGCCCGACCAUGGUCAGAACAGCAUCGAGACCAUUACCCAGUAUGUGGCAAAGUCCGGAUCCGACGAGGUCCUGGUCAACACCGUUGCCUUCGAGGAGAACCUGCCGCUGUUGGGCUUCGGCUCCUAUGUCCUCACCUACAACUACGAGGCCAACAAUGGCGAUACGGGCUCCAUAACCUACGUGUGGCAGGGAUUAAAGGCCCCCGUCGCCGUCAAGGAGCGAGCCUUCGAGGAGGGUCUGGCUCUGGCCCGGCAGAAGAACGGUCUGCUGGUGCUGGCCAACCAGGAUCACGAGCCGCGCCACUUCUACAAGAUCUUCAAGGGCAAGCUGCUGACCUCGUACACCGCACUGCCGGUGACGGCGCAGCUGUUCCGCAUCCGCGGCACCGUCGAGAGCGACAUCCGGGCCAGCGAGGUGCCCGCCGACAGCUCAUCCUUGGCCUCGGGCGAUGCAUUUGCCCUGCUGUCCGGCAAGUCGCACAAGAUCUUCGUUUGGAACGGCCUUGGUGCCUCCGCCUUCGAGAAGAGGGCAGUCGUGGAGCGCUUCUCCACCUACUGGGACGACGCCGAGCUGGAGCACGUGGAGGAGGGGGCGGAGCCGGAGGAAUUCUGGGAAGAACUGAACGGCGAGGGACAGUACGAUCGCAGCCUGGGCGACCUUGGGGCUCCGCUGCUGGAACCGCGCCUCUUCCACUGCCGCCUGAGCUCCGGCGGACGUGUGCGGGUCGAGGAAGUGGCCAAGUACGAGCAGGAGGAUCUGGACUUCGACGACGUCAUGCUGCUGGACGCCGGCGACGAGAUCUACCUCUGGGUGGGCUCUGGCGCGUCUGAGGAGGAAAAUGCCAGUAUUCUGGACAUGGCCAAGCAUUACAUCCGAGUGGAGCCCACCGCUCGCUCCAUGGACACGGUGAGCAUCAUUCGUGUUCCCCAGGGACAGGAGCCGCGGGUUUUCAAGCGCAUGUUCCCUGGCUGGGAGGACAACUACUGGAAGGAUUUGCCCAGCUACGAUGAUGUGAAGCAACAGAUUAUCGAUGCCAACAAUGAAGUCUAGAGCUUCGGAUUCAAUUCUCAGCAAAAUUAACCAAAAAUUUGUUUGUUUUUGCCCUUCUAAAAAAUGUAUCUAAUGUAAUUUUAUAAUAAAUCAAACAACUUUACAAUGUA